ACGAAGAACAAAAAACGCCCGGACAGUAUCAAAACAACGCACACUCCUCGUGUCCAGGGGGCGUGAGCUCUCGCGCGUGUUCCGCGCACUCUCGCGAGUUUUGUGGCAUUCGCUACUCGGACUCCAUGAUCUGAUCGCGAGCGUCGCGAUCCUCCCUGCGUGUCUCGCGCACGUUCAUGACGCCCGUGCGGCGUUUGUAUACCCGCUCUGAUGGACUGAGAGCGAUACCAAGAGCAUGGAGAGCGUGAAAGUGAAGAGUGUGGCCUCGAGAUCCACAGCAGACCACAACGACGAAGACGACGAUGAAGGCCAGAUGCGGAGCCGAACGCAGAGCCCCGCCGAGCUCAACAUACUCAACAAAGCCUGCAAGAGCAGCUCCAGCCUGCUGCUGAGGAAGAGGAGGGCGAAGAGGCACGUGUCCAGCAUCGGCCGCGGUCUGGACCGCCAGACGCUGCUCAGACAGCGCUCCAGUCCGCAGCUGCAGCUGUCAGACCGCCAGUGGGUCCGACAGGACCUGCGCAGGGGCUCUAUUCACGUCCACGACCGGCUCUUGGCGUGCUCCCACCCGCCCAGGCCGGUGCUGUGCACGGUGGAGAGCACCGCGGCGGAGAUCGCGCAGCGGCUGCAGCAGGCGAGCGGCAAGGCGGGCUCGGUCCUGCGGCUCAACGCUAAGACCUACCCGGAUGUCAACGGGAACUGCGAUGGCGAGUACCCGCUCAAACACCUCCACGCGGGGGGCGAGAACCUGCCCGACCAGCCCAACGACCGACUGCGACUCUUACUUCUGGAGUCGGAUCACCAGUACCACCAGGACUACGACAUCUAUACGCGUCCGGACGGCGACGUGGAGCGCGCGUCCCCGCAGGACGAAGAUUCGGUGAAGGGAUUCACCGGCUCGGACGUGGAAACCAGCAGCGCUUGCGAUGACCUGAGCACCGGGGCCCGGCUCAGCCAGCACCGGGACUCGCUCAGCGACGAUAUGAUCCUGGGCACGGACGCGUCGGCGUUGAGCCCGGCGUUUGACAGCAGCGCCACUGAGGGCCUGGACACGUACGGCAGCUCUUCGGACGAGCUGGAACUGGACUGUCCGUCCGAACCCAUCUUACAGGACGCAAACGAGGUGAACGCGAGACUGAAUGCGCCCGGCAUCAGCACCAGCCCGCCUGCCGAGUCCGAUGGACCCAGCGCGCCGUCCGAAUCGGACUCCAGCCCGGCGCUGUACGUGCAGAUGCACGGCGAGGCCGCCCGGCGCCUGGGGCCUGAUGAGAAGCCGCUGCAGAUCCAGAACGAUUUUCUCUUUAAACUGGGAUUUAAAGACCCGUGGCGGGUGCAGGAGGAGGGCAUGGACACUGAACUGGGAUCACUCCUGCGCUUCUACGCAGGUAAACCUCACAGCAUUGAGUCCUCUGAGUGCAUCCAGCUCUCUGGAACAUAUAACGUGCGUAAAGGAAAGCUGCAGCUGCCGGUGAACCGCUGGAGUCGACGGCAGGUCAUUUUGUGUGGCACUUGUCUCAUGGUGUCUUCAGUCAAAGCAAGCCAUACGGGCAAGAUGCACAUCCUCCCACUUAUCGGAGGAAAGGUUGAGGAGGUAAAGAAACACACUCACUGUUUGGCCUUCAGUUCAGCUGCUCCUCAGAGUCAAACCUACUACAUCAGCUUCAACAGCUUCACUGAACACCUGCGCUGGCAUCGGCAGGCUGCAAAGAUGGUGUCUCAGCGCAUCAGUUCGGUGGAUCUGUCAUGUUGUAGUCUAGAGAAAUUGCCGCCCAACCUGCUGUACAGUCACGAUCUGACACAUCUGAACCUCAAACACAACUUCCUGCCUGCUGACCAAACACUGCUGCAACUCCAGAAAUUUUCAUGCUUGCGAAGUCUGAAUCUAUCUAACAAUCAGUUGAGAAGUUUCCCGCUGCCCAUAUGCUCCAUCAGCACACUGACGGAGGUCAAUCUCAGCUGUAACCACCUGACCUCCAUCCAUCCUGACGUGGCCAACAUGACCAAUCUGCAGACGUUGGUGUUGGACGGUAAUCUUCUGUCAUGUCUUCCGGCCGAGCUCGGCUGUCUGCAGCGACUAGCGUAUCUAGGUCUGUCCUUCAACGAGUUCACUCAGGUGCCGGCGGUGCUGGAGUGUCUGCCUGCCGUCGAAAGACUCUGUAUGGCGGGAAAUAAACUGACGGUGCUGACGCUACAAACCUUACGCCUGCUGACGGUUAAACACGUCGACCUGCGUUUAAAUCAGAUCUCCAGCGUUGUUCCAGAUGAGCCGGAGUUUCUGCGUCAUGUGACACAGUUGGACGUGCGUGAUAAUCGACUGAGCGAGCUGGAUGCAUCUGUCUUCCCACGGCUGGAGGUUCUGCACUGUCAGAGGAACGCCAUCACACGACUGUGUCUGCGUGGCUGCAUGCUCAAAGCUCUCUACACCGCCAACAAUGAACUGCAAGAGUUGGAAGUGAAUCCUGUGGCCUCCAAUCUCACAUACAUGGACAUCUCAAGAAACUAUAUGAAGGCUCUUCCUGAUUGGUUAAGUGACAGCAGAAAGCUGGAAGUUUUAGAUGUCAGCCACAACCACAUCACCGAACUGCCGGCAUGGUUGUUGUGCAGUGUUAGUUUGAGGAAGGUCUUGGCUGGUCAUAAUCAGUUGAAGCGUUUGCCAGAGCGGGUGGAGCGUCCUCUAGUGGAGGUGUUGGAUGUUCAGCAUAAUCAACUCAUUGAGCUUCCCUGUAAUCUCUUUCUCAAAUCAGAAAGUUUAAGGUGCCUGAAUGCAUCUGCCAAUAAGCUGGAGAAUCUGCCCCCCUCCAGCCUAUCAGAGGAGAGUAACAGUAUUCUACAGGAGCUGUAUGUGACCAAUAACCACCUGACAGACAAGUGUGUGCCACAACUGACAGGACACACACACCUGAGGAUACUGCACAUGGCCUACAAUCACCUACAGACAUUCCCAGCCAGUAAAAUGGCCAAGCUGGAGGAGUUGGAGGAAGUGGACCUGAGUGGGAACAGGCUGAAGGCCGUACCCACCACCAUCCUGAACUGCAGACGCAUGCACACGCUGGUGGCACACUCCAACUGUAUUGAGGUGUUCCCUGAGGUCAUGCAGCUCAUGGAAAUGAAGUGUGUGGAUCUGAGCUGUAAUGAGUUGAGUGAGAUCACAUUACCUGACAGUCUGCCUCCUAAACUUCAAGAGCUGGAUCUGACGGGCAACCCACGUUUGAAUCUCGACCACAAAACCCUCGAGCAGCUCAAUAACAUCCGCUGUUUCCGAAUCGACCCGCCCCCCUCAUCUUUCUCAGCCAAUGAGGCCACAGGAGGGCCUGCUGUCUGGAGUCACGGCUACACCGAAGCAUCAGGUGUCAAGAACAAACUGUGUGUGGCGGCGCUGUCUGUGAACAGUUUCUGUGGCAACAGAGAAGCUCUGUACGGUGUGUUUGACGGCGACAGGAACGUGGAGGUGCCGUAUUUACUGCAGUGCACCAUGAAUGACAUACUAGCAGAGGAGCUACACAGAACCAAGAGUGAAGAAGACUACAUGACCAACACCUUCCUGGUCAUGCAGAGGAAGUUAGGCACAGCAGGGCAGAAACUGGGCGGCUCUGCAGUGCUCUGUCACAUCCGUCAUGACCCGACAGACCCGGCCGGCUGCUUCACCCUCACAGCAGCUAAUGUGGGAAAGUGUCAGGCGGUACUGUGUCGGGACGGCAAAGCACUUCCACUGUCGCUCCUGCACAACAUCAGUAUCAAAGAGGAAUACAAGCGCGUGCGGCAACAUAAAGCUAUUAUCACUGAGGACAACAAAGUGAACGGCAUAACAGAUUCCACUCGCAUCAUGGGCUACUCUUUCCUCUAUCCGGCAGUCCUGCCUCGCCCGUAUGUCAACACGCUCCCACUAACACCCAGAGAUGAGUUCUUUAUCCUGGGCAGCAGAGGUCUGUUUGAGGUUCUAGACCCCAGCGAGGCGGUCGAAGCUGUACGGAAAGUGCCUGAUGCGCUCGCAGCUGCCAAGAAGCUUUGCACAUUGGCACAAGCAUACGGCUGCACGGACAGCCUGAGCGCUGUGGUGGUGCAUCUCAGCGUCGCUGAAGAUUGCUGCUGCUAUUGCUGCUUGGCGUCCACUGAGACCGGAUCCAUAAGUCUCCAUCCGCAGCCCCCACCCAGCCCUGGUCCAGGCCUGUUCCCGCCCUCCUCCGCCGGCGUGCCUCCAUCCUCCUGCAGUGAGAUCAGUUCUGAGGUCAGCGCGUCCGAGAUGAGCUCUGAAGUGGGUUCCACCGCGUCCUCGGACGAGCCCCCGCUCCUGCUCCAGGAAGCUCACCUACACCUUCAUGCUCAAAGCCACCUGCCACAGCUGCAGCAGAACCCACGCCUGCCCUGCUGCACGCUCCACCUCACCCCCAAUGCCACCAGCUCCUUCCAGAGGCAACUCUCCAGUGCCACCUUCUCCAGCGCGCUCUCAGACAAUGGUCUGGAUAGCGAGGACGAGGAACCCAUUGCUGGUGUCUUCUCCAAUGGUAGUCGAGUGGAAGUAGAAGCUGACAUUCACUUUCUAGGCCACCUGUUACCACCUCCGCCAGCUCCACCUUGCACCCCUGAAGUUCCAGAAAAGAUUUCGGAGCCUGUGCUGGAGGCACUAGCAGAGAUUGACAAGGAAGGAUCCCAGAAGCAAGGUGACAAGAGCGGGAACACUGCAGCAACAGAUGCCUGGACCAAGACUUUGGGAAAGCGGAGAGGAAACGGUUCAGUGGUGCCACAGGAACAGAGCCACAACUUGAUCGAGGUGGCAGCCGAAGCUCCUUCGAAGAAACCGGGAGGUUAUUUCACAGCUCCUGCUCAACCCGACCCUGACGACCAGUUCAUCAUACCACCAGAGCUGGAGGAGGAGGUGAAGGAGAUCAUGAAACAACAUCAGCAGGACCAACAGAGACCAGCCAAGAGUGAGCGACCUGCGGACUACUACGACACACCGCUCUGAAACUGCACUCACCGUAGAGUACUGCGAUAUGACCACUUUAAAGGAAUAAUUCACACACACAUGAAAAUUCUGUCAUCAUAUAUUCACCCGUAUGCUGUUCGUUUUCCUGUGAAGCACAACGAUAGAAGUUCAAUGACAGUUCAUAUUGACCACAUCUAUCAAGCUCGAAAGAAGACACAAGACAUAAAAAGGACUGUACCUUAUAUCAUAAAUGGCUUAUGCACUAGUCUUCCAAAGUCAUAUGAUAGCUUUGUGUGAGGAACAGACCCAAGUUUAAGUUAUGUAAGGGAUAAUGUACUGUCAGCCGGUUGUUAUUGCAAAAUAAACCCUGACAUGAAAGGAAUUUGUGUGCAGAUUCAAAAAAUGGCACAAAACAGCAUUUGUUCUUGUGUGUGUGUGUGUAGUAACUGAACAUGAUGCGUUAUUUUUGAUUCUGGAAGUGAAUGUAGAGUAGGCACGAGCUUCGAUGGAGGGCAAGAUUUUCAGUGAAUAAGGACAUAUAUUUAGAUCUGUCCUUGACACAAAGAUUUUGUAUGGCUUCAGAAGUCUUGUAAUAUAAAGCAAGAGUCAUAUGGAUCUUUAUGAUACUUUUUUGAUGUUUUUAUGAUGCUAUUCAGAGCUUGACAGACGUGUUCACUGUGAAAUAUCAGUAAGAAAAAGAGCUGUGUAAAUUUUUUUCACCAAAAAAUCUUGUUCUAUGGGAAAAAUAACAGCAUUUAGGUCUGAAAUGACAUGACAGUUUUUGAGUGAACUUUUUGUUUGAGACAACACUCAGCACAGUAUUUCCUACUCGCAACUUCACUCCAGACAAACAUGCUCUGCAAGAGACCGAUAUGAAGCUAUGAAUCAUCUAACACGCUAACAUGUCAGACCUGCAACUGCUCUGAAAGGUCACCAGACUGGGUCAAACAUGCAACGAAUGAUGGCACUUCCUGCGAAGUCCACCAAUAAAAACUCAACUGAUCCCUUUAAGAGAACACACAAGAGUGACCUGCGCUCUACUGUGCCUCACUCAUUUAAUCUUUUCACUAGCGUUUUAAGAGCAGUUCACUACUGAUUACUGACCAUUUACCUUUUAUUUACCUUAAACCGAUACCUAUGUGAUUCAACACUAGUAUUGCAAUGUUAAGUCUUUACCAACGACAAACUAUGGAUCUUUUGAUUUUUGUUUUUAGUUACCACAUCUUUUAAUGCGAAAAAAAAAAACCUACAACAGACUUUAAAUUGAUUUUUUUUUAAAAGAAAAUUGCGUUAACGUAAUUGUGUUGUACGGUACACACUAGUAAAAUCAUGCUUAACUGUUGUAGAUAGGGCACUUAAAGUAAUACUGUAUCAUUUCAGUAAAUCAGGGCUUCAGGCCUGUAUAAAAACUAGAAAUUUAGUGGAAAUUUGAAAGACUAACUCCUAGGAGUUGCUUACUCUUUUAUGGUGACUUCGUCACUUUUUUUUUUACUAAUCUUCUCUGCGAGAAAUGUUGAUUUUUUUUCUCUCUCUCUCUUUCCAAUGAUUGUAAAUAAGAACAAUAUUGUAUACCAAUUCUUUUUAAGGGAACUAUGUGUCUAGAACAAGAUAACCCUUUAUGCAUAAAUGCCAAUAGAAGUAUAUGUAUCAGAAACAUAUACACACCAGAUGUAAAGGAACUGCGCAUUACGCACCAGUGCUGUCAUCACUAGCUGAUUAAUGAGCCACAUACACACAACUCAUCCACGUCACACCAGCGUGACUCUAUCAAGUCCUGUAAUGCAAACCAAUUUAUCUGCAAGCAAUUGUACCACCCUACCACACAAAAAGUUCCUGGUUUUGUUAUAAUAAAUCUUUAAAUUUAUGACUACAAAUAAGCUUAUCUUGUGGUGCUUUCUGAUUU
Myxocyprinus asiaticus (Chinese sucker) is the source of this 6824-nucleotide messenger RNA. Its product is annotated as PH domain leucine-rich repeat-containing protein phosphatase 1-like. The transcript is spliced from 17 exons. Lineage: Eukaryota; Metazoa; Chordata; Actinopteri; Cypriniformes; Catostomidae. Bases 236 to 4960 code for a protein of 1574 amino acids. The record is from RefSeq and is a predicted model, not a curated record. Gene Ontology annotation, molecular function: protein binding.